Messenger RNA from Rangifer tarandus platyrhynchus (Svalbard reindeer), 2052 nucleotides. Lineage: Eukaryota; Metazoa; Chordata; Mammalia; Artiodactyla; Cervidae. The record is from the annotation of a GenBank genome assembly.
AUGGAGCCUGGCGGGGACCACCGGAGUCGGAGCGGCGGCGGCGGCGGCGGCAGGGGCGGCCCCGGGCCAGCAGCGGCCUCGGCACGGGGCCGACGGCUGCCGCCCGCCGGAUCGAGCGGCAGCGCGGAACCCGAGGAGGACGACAGCGGGCAAGAUCUUCAGCUGGAAGGGGGUGCCUUAGGGUCCUGGGGGAGUGCCCCCCUGCCCUCCUCCAGGGCCAGGGGACCAGCAUCUUCAGGCAGGAAAUACUCAGACCACUGUGAGGCCCGGGCCUCGAGGCCUGGCAAAAGCCGCAUUCCUGGCCGUGACCAUCGUCGUUACUACCAUGACCACUGGCGGCUGGAGUACCUGAUGGACUUCAACCCUGCUCGGCACGGCAUGGUCUGCAUGGUGUGCGGCAGCUCCCUGGCCACUCUCAAGCUCAGCACCAUCAAGCGACACAUCCGCCAAAAGCACCCUUACUCCCUGCACUGGAGUCCCCGGGAGAAAGAAGUCAUCAGCAACAGCUGGGAUGCCCAUUUGGGGCUGGGGGCCUGCGGAGAGGCCGAGGGGCUGGGGGCCCAGGGGCCUGAGGAGGAGGAGGAGGACGACGAGGAAGAGGAGGAAGAAGGGGCUGGCCUCCAGACUAGCCUGCCCAAGGGCCCAGGCAAAGCCCCAGCUGGCGGGGGCGGCCGGCGCCAGAGGCGAGGGGGCCCAGGGGCACCCGGGGCUCCGCGUCGGUGCCUCUCUGCCUCCCGGAGGGCUGGGGGCAGCAGGGGGCUGGGUGCCCGGCGGCUGGAGCGGAGGCUGAAGGAGUCCCUGCAGAACUGGUUCCGGGCAGAGUGUCUCAUGGACUAUGACCCGCGGGGGAACCGGCUGGUGUGCAUGGCCUGUGGCCGGGCACUGCCCAGCUUGCAGCUGGAUGACAUCCGUGCCCACGUGCUGGAGGUGCACCCUAGCUGCCUGGGGCUCCGCGGCCCCCAGCGUAGGGCCCCCCAGCCUAGUGCCCUGCUGCAGGCCUGGGGUGGCCAGCCGGAGGCGCUGUCUGAGCUCACCCAGUCCCCACCAGACGAUGACCUCGUCCCCCAGGACCUGACCAGCAAGAGCCGGGACCCGGCCCCCGCUGCUGGAGCCCCUUCCUCUCAGGACCUCAGCCCCCCAGACGGAAAGGAAGAGGCUGGCUGGGUCCCUGAGAGGGUGCCCAGGCCGGCAGGGGAGGAGGAGCCGGAGGAGGGCGAGAGGGUGGGGGUCCCCGGCCGGCCUGCGCGGGGCCGCGACCCCCGCCGCCACUGCCCGGAGCGCUGGCGGCUGGAGUACCUCCUGGAACUGGACGGCGGCCGGCGCGGCCUGGUGUGCCUGGCGUGCGGGGGCGCGCUGGCUUCGCUCAAGAUGAGCACCAUCAAGCGGCACAUCCGCCGGCGCCACCCGGGCUCCGCGCGCCUCGGCGGGCCAGUCGGGGCCCUCAUCGCCCAGGAGUGGAGCGAGAAGGCCGCCCACCUGCUGGCCCUGGGGCUGCCCUGCCCCGAAUCGCCCGGGGACCCCGCCGCCCCCAGCACAGCCGCAGCCUCCGAGGAGGGGGGAGGGGCAGAGGAGGAGCAGCCAGAGGAGGAGUGGUGGGGCGACGUCCCGCUCUCCCCUGGGGAACCGUCGGAGCGGCAGGCGGAGGAAGAGGAGGACGACGAGGACGGCCCGGAUCCCGGGGCGCUCGCCUUCCCUCCGCCGCCGCCGCCGCCCCCACCUCCCCCGCCCCGCAGCCGAGAGCAGCGGCGGAACUACCAGCCGCGCUGGCGGGGCGAGUACCUGAUGGACUACGACGGCAGCCGGCGCGGCCUGGUCUGCAUGGUGUGCGGGGGCGCGCUGGCCACGCUCAAGGUCAGCACCAUCAAGCGGCACAUCCUGCAGGUGCACCCCUUCUCCAUGGACUUCACGCCCGAGGAGCGUCAGACCAUCCUGGAGGCCUACGAGGAGGCGGCGCUGCGCUGCUACGGUCACGAGGGCUUCGGGCCGCCCGCCCCGGCGGCGCCGCGCGAUGGCGGCGCGGACCUCAAGGCGGGCGCCGUGUGUCGGGCGUAG